CUGACUCUCAGCCGGACCCCGCCUUCUCGCUGACAAGGCCUCGUUCCCGAGAUCAGGCCUGACCUGCUCAUGCCCUGAUAGAGUCCGGGAGAAGUGGGGGCAGGGGCCAGGCCCGACACUGGCGCUCGCUGGGGUGCGCUGCCCCCUCUUACUUCGCUCCUGCGGUGUGCGCUGCCCGCUGCUGACGUUUUCCCCGGCGGGGUGGCGGGUGCCUGGCCGGGCCCGUGGUCAGAAGGGGGCUUGCUUCCUCUUCCUCGCCCUCCCAGUCUCGUGCCUGCGGGCCCCUGGGGCCUGGGUGCGGCACAGGGACAGAGCCAAUGGAAAAUGCAGCGGGACGUUGGGAUCUGCUUGGAUCUGCGAAUAUCCCGAUAGUCUCGACUUCGGUAACAAACAAUUAGGAACGCAAGAGUUGUAAGAAGUUGGAUGUAGAAGUUCUUCCUUAAUCAGCAGCUUCCUAUGACACAUCUGUGGUUUCCUGGUUCUACCUCAUAUCCUAUAAUCAUGGACUUGUUAAUGUGACCUUCCAAGCCCCUAACAAAUCAACUGGCCAGUCAUCUCAUUUCUCUUGGAGAUAGAUUAGUUCCUCUGGAUAUGCUGCUGUACGUUACUUCGGGAUUGCUGGUGCACUUCGUGUUCUUCGCCUCCAUCUUCAUCAUGUGUUUCACCUCUCCUUUGGUUCAUGGAAUGAUUCCUCAGUUUACGCCCCUGCCUCCCCUAGCAAAAUGAUUAGUGCUGUUUGUCGCUGAUGGCCUGCGAGCACAUAAACUUUAUGAAUUAGAUGAAGAUGGAAAUUCUAGGGCACCGUUUGUUAGGCAAAGAUGAGCUUCUCUGACAGCGCCUGUUUCUCCUUGCGGUGUUCUGUGGCGGGCCAAGGGCUCCCCGGUGAUGUGCCAUGUGUUGUCUGCCAUUCUAGCUGCUUCUGAAGCCUUUUUUGGCUGGAAGGAAAAUCCUGUAGAAUUUGAUUCUCUUCUUAAUGAAACCAGGUACACACAGUCCUGGGGAAGCCCAGACAUCCUGACUAUGUUUGCCAAAGUUGUACUUAAAAUGUUGGAUUAUACAGUUUAAAUACCUUGGAUUCAGUGAAAUGGUAUAUGAUUCUAACAUCUGACAGCUUUUUAAUCUUGGGCUCCCAUGGAGCUGGUCAUCCUUUAGAGACUUGUACUCCUUUUAUCACUUGGGGAGCUGGAAUCAAGUUUCCCCAAAAAGUGUCAGCUCAGAAAUUUGAUGACUCAUAUUUGCAAGAAUGGAAGUUGGAGAACUGGAAGAGACAAGAUAUUAAUCAGGCUGAAUUUGCACCGUUGAUGGCAGCUCUUAUUGGAGUUCCCUUCCCUCUUAAUUCAGUGGGAAUCAUUCCUGUGGACAUGCUUAAUACCUCUGAUCUCUUCAAAGCAGGGAGCAUGUUUACAAAUGCAGUACAGAUUCUUGAACAGUUCAAGGUAAAAAUGACUCAGAAAAAAGAAGCUACUUUAUCGUUUUUGUUUACACCAUUUAAGAGGUUCAAGCGCGUGUUGCCUGUCUUCUUCUCCUCAGCCCAGGAGCUGACUGUGACCUUGCCCUGCUCUGAAGCUUAGCACCUGCCUGGGAGCCGCUGCUAGCUUUGUGUCAGCUGAGGGCCUGACAGAAGGGCUGAUUCUCAUCCAUUGGCUCACCCGUCCUGCCUGCAAAUUUGUCUGGCUGAAAAGCACCAUUUGUCGAAAGCCUGCAGCAUGACCAAAAAAGCCCCAAGAUAAAAUAAAAAAUUAACUUAGGAGGAAAUAGAUAGUUGAAGGAAUAGCAAAGGACUAAAAAUAUUAAAAUCUUGAAAUCCUCAGAAGUAUCUGAGAAGCUGUUUUAUCUAUAAAACAAAAAGUGGCACAAACUUUACAAAAGGAGGAGUACAGGGUGCAUUGUUUAAAAAUGGGAAAUGUGUCUAAAACCUCAUGGAAUGAUAAAUUGUACAGGGAUGAGCCGAAGGGGAGGCCAGUCCUCCAAAUUAGAAGAGCAAGUAGACCUCAAAUGAAGUGAAAUGAGUUUUCAGUAAUAUAUGGAUUGAUGAGGAGCUAAGGAAACCCUGGAAGGCCUCAUUUCUUCACCCCUCUUACGGUGGAAACUUUAGGAAAAGGAAAUGUUUCAAACUGUACAAGAAAGCACGCUUGCAAUGUGCAGCAACGAAAGACGUGUCGCGAUUUGGAACAAUUGAGGGAGACGGCUUGAUCAGAGCAGACACAGGGAGGGGUUCAUUUCUGUACUGGCAAGCUGAGAGUUGAGAACGGUGGGGCGGGAAUUUACUGGUUGUCAUUAUGCCCCUCUGUACUGUUUAUUAUUAUUAAAAAUUAUAUCUAUCUA
Dama dama (fallow deer) is the source of this 2325-nucleotide messenger RNA. RefSeq names its product GPI ethanolamine phosphate transferase 1-like. Gene Ontology annotation, biological process: GPI anchor biosynthetic process. The transcript has 12 exons. NCBI's taxonomy places the organism in Eukaryota, Metazoa, Chordata, Mammalia, Artiodactyla, Cervidae. The coding region runs from base 1092 to 1571 and encodes 159 amino acids. Gene Ontology annotation, cellular component: endoplasmic reticulum membrane. Gene Ontology annotation, molecular function: mannose-ethanolamine phosphotransferase activity. The record is from RefSeq and is a predicted model, not a curated record.